Molecule: messenger RNA, 2117 nt
Organism: Camellia sinensis
Lineage: Eukaryota; Viridiplantae; Streptophyta; Magnoliopsida; Ericales; Theaceae
Product: ARM repeat superfamily protein
Molecular function (GO): protein binding
Source: RefSeq, a predicted model, not a curated record
AUAUAUACCUCAAUCCUAUCUAUUAUUCAUUCCUCUUCUCUAAAAUCCACCAUUAAUCCCAACCUCCAAAGCUCUCUUCACCUUCCAUUGUUCUUUCACCAACACAAUUUCUUCAACCAAGAUCAUAUAAACCCAAAAUGGAGAGGAUCAAGAUUCAAUUUUGAUCAGUCUCUGUUCUCACUCUUACCAUGAAAGUUUCUUGAACCCAGUCUCUAUCUUCACAUAUAGAUAGAUAUUUGAGCUUUGAGCUUUGAGCUUUGAGCUUUGUGCUUUGCUUGUGGUGUCAGCAAUGGUUUCUCUGCAAGAUUCUCACUCCAAUUCAAGUUGCUUUCCCACAACGCGACCCUUCUACAGUCCAUCUUCUCUCUCCUCCACCAGGAUUCAGAGGUCUCUGGGCCGGUCCAUGCGAACCAUCCGGUCCAACUUCUAUAAAACCGACCAUAGCUACUCCUUCCCCGGCUCGACCGUCGAUAAGUCGGUCUCCGAGAACCUCACCGACUCCGUCAUCGACAUGCGACUCGGCGAACUCGCCGCUCGGCCUAGUAACUCGGCGAAGUCCUCUUCCUCGUCUUCUGACGAAUUCCUCGAUCUCUCUCAAGCCUUCAGCGAGUACUCGGCUUGUAGCAGUGAUAUCUCCGGCGAGUUACAGCGACUCGCCACGAUUCCGAUUUCGGAAAUCAAACCGGAUCCGAACCCGGAACCCGAGAUAGAGCCAUGUACCGGUUUUCUUGAACGCGAAACGUUCUCUACCGAGAUUAUCGAGAGUAUAUCGCCGGAGGAUCUCCAACCGACGGUCAAGAUCUGCAUCGACGGUCUCCAAUCGCCGUCGAUCGCCGUGAAACGGUCCGCCGCCGCGAAACUCAGACUCCUCGCGAAAAACCGGUCCGACAACCGCGCUCUGAUCGGGGAAUCCGGGGCGGUUCCGGCUUUAAUCCCUCUGCUAAAAUGCACCGAUCCGUGGACUCAAGAACACGCGGUGACAGCUUUAUUGAAUCUCUCUCUCCACGAAGAGAACAAGCCUCUGAUCACCAAUGCCGGAGCAAUUAAAUCCCUAAUUUACGUACUGAAAACGGGGACCGAGGUUUCGAAGCAGAACGCUGCUUGCGCUCUGCUCAAUUUGUCUUUGAUCGAUGAUAACAAGAUGUCGAUCGGAGCGUGCGGAGCGAUUCCACCCCUGGUUUCGCUGCUGAUAAACGGGUCGAAUCGGGGGAAGAAGGACGCAUUGACAACGCUUUAUAAGUUGUGUAAUGUGAAGGUGAAUAAGGAGAGGGCGGUGAAGGCGGGAGCGGUGAGGCCGCUGGUGGGGCUGGUGGCGGAGCAAGGAAUUGGGAUGGCGGAGAAGGCCACGGUGGUGUUGAGUAGCUUGGCGGUGAUUGAGGAAGGGAGGGAGGGGAUUGUGGAGGAAGGUGGGAUUCCUGCUCUUGUUGAGGCGAUUGAAGAUGGGUCCACCAAGGGGAAGGAGUUUGCUGUGUUGACAUUGUUGCAGUUGUGUGGGGAUAGUGUGAGGAAUAGGGGUUUGCUUGUUAGGGAAGGUGGAAUUCCCCCCUUGGCCGCUCUUUCGCAGACCGGGACUGCUAAAGCCAAGCACAAGGCAGAGACUUUGCUUAGGUACUUGAGGGAACCGAGACAAGAAGCUUCUACGUCGAGUCCUUGAAGAGAGGUAAUCUCAUAUGAGAUGGUUAGGCUCUAAUAUUUAAGUAUACUAGGAAGUGUUUUGGUUGUUGUUUGUAUAUAGGAUAUAUUUUUGAUGGUUUGUACAGAAGGGUUGAGAAAUUUGGAAGUUUGUGUUAAAAGAAUUAAUAAUUUAGUGGAAAGCUAGUGAAAGUUUGUGUUUAAAGAAGUGAUAAAUUAGUGGAUGGAAGCUAGGGAGGAGAAGAAGCUGACCUUUUUGAUUAGUUGUUUGGUUGUUGACUAGCCUAGGGUUUCUUGGGGGUUUUCGUUUUUCUCUUGCUUGACUAUUAUUUUUUUUGUUGGAAGGAGAGAGAGAGAGAAAAAAAAGAGUGGGUUUGGGGUUGUUGAUGAGAUGAUUUGGGUUAGGUUUUGUUUGGAUGGACCCAAAUUCUUCUUGUAAAAAAGAUUUCUAAUGGUUUGCCAAUAAUACUUGUUUGUGGCUGAUA